Messenger RNA from Spodoptera litura, 2016 nucleotides. RefSeq lists its product as uncharacterized. Lineage: Eukaryota; Metazoa; Arthropoda; Insecta; Lepidoptera; Noctuidae. Gene Ontology annotation, molecular function: protein binding. The record is from RefSeq and is a predicted model, not a curated record.
AAAUAACUGUCAAAAUCACGAGUUUAUCAGUGACAGUGACCAGUGACAGUGAAAUGAUAACGAGAUAAAUAUGUAAACACGGUACGGCUGAGGAUUAUGUGAACAAAGAAGUAACUACCUUCAAAUACGCAUAUUUUUUUAGUACUUUAAGCGGUAUUCAUUCAAAAUGUUUAUCUAUCAAUUACCUUUGGAACUUUUAUUGAUAAUAUUAAUAAACAUAGAUGGUAUCUCACUCGGAAAAUGCCGUAGAGUGUGCAAAAGAUGGAGAGAAAUCAUUGAUAACAUUGAUUGUAUUUGGCGCAAAAUGUGCCUCACGGAAUACAAAUACUCAUCGUUUAUAGCUAGGAAAAAGUCCGGCGAGGACUGCGAAUGGUACCACCUGUAUAGAAAUAUCACGACAUGGGAAGUAGUCACGUCUUUCGAUAUAAGAAUACGCGAUUUCUAUAAAUUUGCGAUUCAUGACAAACACCAUUUGGUGCCCAUUGAUUAUGGGAUUUUACCACUCAAACAAAAAAAUGGUCUUGUGUUCUAUGACAUGCAAAGUUACUGUAAUUUACCAGCAACCUUGCCUGAUAAGGAUUCCAUGAAAGUGUCCCACAAUGAUUACAAUACUGCAUUACUUCUUAAAUCCGGAGUAUUGCUGCAGAGAACAGUCGAAUGCUUAACACACAUGUCAGCAGCGUAUUUCACGAAUGCACAAAGUUUCGUAUUAACUGAAACACAAAUUUAUUUCUUCAAAGAAAGAGAAGUUUUUGUCUGUGAUUUGAAAGCAAAGAAUUUGGAGUCAAAAUUGAUGCUACAUUGUGAUUAUGAAAUCAAACAAAUUCAGAGUUUUAUGGGUAAUGUGUAUCUUUUCACUACUUGUGGAAAAAUUGUUAGCAUUGAGAAAAACGGUACUGUUACAACCAAAGCUAUAAACAUCCCACCGGAAUGGAUGAGACAGAUAAGGCAUAUGCAAGCAAUUGAUGACCGGAAUUAUGUUUGUUAUUCUAGAAACAUAUUUAAAAUUGAGACUGAAAAGUAUCAGCAUUUAUAUUUAGAGUUUCCACCAAUUACGGCCUUGUUCUUCUAUGGAGACUUCAUUUUGAUUGGUACAAGGGCUGGUGAGAUUUUAUUGUACAGACUGUCUAGUCAACAAGCGGAUGCUAAACCAAAUUUUGAGAAGUUGACAGACUUGCCUGAAGGAAGGUUUGCCGUGCAGUUGGAAGUAUGUGAGAGGAAGUGGGGCCCUGUGAUUAUAGUUGCUACAUACUUUGACGUUAUUAUUAUGGAAAUUGACUUCUUCCCUGAGGAUAAAGAAAAUAAGCCACCUCUCUCAUCCAAAAAGCUGUUCCUGAUUCAGCGACUUAUGCGAGUGCAGGACAGAAUGCAUAUGGGCUUGCCAAAAGCUCCUACCGUUACAUGAAACCAAACUUUAAUAUUCCAGGACUAUUCAUAAGAGUACAAUAAAGCUAUUACAAUUUUAGCCCAAUUGUUUGUUUCGGUAGCUUUAUGGUUAUUUUGGUUACAAUAAGGCGUAGAUUUUUUAACUAACGUUGCAACUGAUGUUCUAAGUUAACUACAUUGUUUAAAUUGUUUUCUUAAAUUAACUCAGAAUCAAACGUUAUAAAACGAGUUGAAGGUAUCUAUAAUUAAGGUCCUGUUUUACAAUCUCAUGGUUAAGUUGUUUUGAAAUAGAUAAUCUCAUAUUAUGCCUCAAUUAAACUCACAGGCAGUUAUGAGUUAGUUACAGCAACCUAAUGUGAAGCAUGCCUUUGUCAGAUAUUCGACAAAAGUACACAAUGUGACAAAAGUUCAUCCCUAGUUUUUAAAUCUGCCGACGGAUCUUGAAAAUCACAAAAUAUAACCACAUUGACUGAACAUAAGAUUUGUAUAAAUAUAAUUUCCAAGUCAAGGAAACUGUUACCGAGUCAACUCCCCCCUUCCCCCUAUUUAUGCAAUCCCUAAAUCCUCAACAAUCCUCAAGUUCCUCAAUCCCAAAAGGCCGGUAACGGACUUGUAACGCCUCUGGUGUUC